Prorocentrum cordatum is the source of this 5595-nucleotide messenger RNA. NCBI's taxonomy places the organism in Eukaryota, Dinophyceae, Prorocentrales, Prorocentraceae. The record is from the annotation of a GenBank genome assembly.
GCAGACAAGUCGAUGAGCUACAAGUUUGAGGUCUCCAUGUUCACCAAGAGCAUCAAGACUGCGGAGCGCUACGUGUGUGGCCCGCAGCUGGUGCGCGCCCUUGGGGCGCGAGUCCGGACGACGGUGGAGAGCUGCCCGGACAUCGACACGGUCGACGAGAUCGACAAGGAUGGAGUUUUGAUUGGUUGGAACAAAGUGUUUCAGUACGUCUUGGAGAAGCUGGACUUCACCAGCCUGAAUGACACGGGCCUCCUCGCGGAGGAGUUCUUCCUGAAGGUCAGCAGGAACUCGGGCGAGACCUUCCAGGACUGGGCCGCCAGAUUCGAGAAGAAGGAGCGCGAGCUGUUGAUGCAGCUCCAAGUCAUCGAUUCCAGCGUGACGGAAGUGAUUGCGAAGCCUCUUCGGACAUGGUGGUUCCUCCGGAAGUCCAAGCUAUCCCCUGUUCAACGUGGAGAGAUCACCGCCACUGCAGGUGGCGACCUCAACUUUGGUAAGACAUACAAGGCCUUGCUCACGCGCUUCCCGGCGGAGGCGCUGGCGGAGCUCGACGGCAAGCAGCACCGGAGGGCCUUCUAUGAGGACACGCCCGUCGACGACGUUGAGGACGAGACUGGUGGGGAAGAUAUUGAUUUCACAGAGGUUGUCGAGCAGCUGAUCACCCUCGCUGAAGAAGACGAAUAUGAGGAGCCAGCUGACGACAACCCAGCGGACAACGAGGUGUUCGCAGAGUUCAAGCAGGUGGGCAGGAGCUUCAAGGACGCUCGCGACCUGAUCCGACGCCUUCGCGUGUCCCGCGACUACUACCCGGUCGUGUCGCUCAAGGACCCCGAUCGCGUGCCCCCGCCUCCGAACACGGGACGAGGCUUCCAGCGUGGCCGUGGCAAGAACGGUCGAGGCCGCGCCCGCUUCGACACGGGCAAGGGACGUGACAUGUCCAAGAUGAAGUGCAUGGCGUGCGGCGAAUAUGGUCAUCGAGCGGCGGACUGCAACGAGAGGUUCAAGAAAGAUAAUACGAGAGAUGGAGCUCGUGGGACUACUCACAACGGCUUCGUCCUGUCCGCCCUCGACGAGUACCUCUACCUCCUGGAGCGCGACGGCAUCUGGGCGAUCCUCGACAUCGGGGCCGCGAAGAGCCUCGGCGGCCUCGAGAGCGUCGAGAACCUCAUGUACGAGAUGCUGGACCAGCACGGCCAGGUCAAGCUGUCGGUGAUGCCGAACCGCGUGCCGAUCCUCCUGGGCAUGGACAUUCUGACUGACUCGCUGAAGGUUGUGGUCGACUGCGGCCGGAACUGGAUCGGCCUUCCGACCAUGGGCAACAAGGUGUUCUUCUGCGAGCGCCUCUCGAGCAACCAUCUGGCCGUCAACCUGACGACGCCGCAGUGGUGGAAGGAGGUGCCGCUUUCCUUGCCGAGUGCCGGGUGCCUGACGUCCGAAGCGACGGCGCCCGAUGUUCUGGUCGAGGAGCUGCCCGGAGAGGCCGCUCCCGACGGAAACCUCGGCGGCGCGGACACCUACCAGAGCGACGGAAACUGCGACACGGAGCGGAUCGGCUCGAGCGACGGAAACCUCGAUUUCGUUCGGACGGACGGUCAGGGGAUCGACAACUUCGGCUGCAGCGACCCCGACGCCAACAUCAACAGCAACACCAGCUACUCCGGCAAGAGCCACACGUGCACGAAGGCGACGGAGGUGACCAUUCGGGAGCAGGCAGUGGCUCUACGCUGGCGGCGCCUGUCCAACAAGCUGAACUCCCCGGAGAUACAGGGGGGCUGGAAGUUCACUCCGGAGAUGCUCGACGACUCGGAACUGCCGGAGAUGGACUCGAAGAGCCACGACAAGGUCCUUGACGAGAUCUACCAGACCAUCGCCGAGGACCUGACGGAGCUCGGCAGGCCCUACCGCAUCGACCUGAUGGAGGCGUGCUGUCCGGAGGACUCGAGCCUCAGCAAGGCCGUGCAGGACCAGGGAGGCAAAGUGUUUAGGUGCGGCCUCUUCAAUGGGAUCGACAUGGGAACGGCAACCGGGCUUCGACGCGCGCUUCACCUUCUCCGACGACUCCGACCGCGCCGCUUGGUUCUCAGCCCGCCAUGUACAGCAGACUGCCCGAUCCAGAAUCUCAACCAGAAGACAGAUCAGCAGAAGGCCACGUAUCUGGCGAAGGUGCGCAAGGCCCGACGUAUCCAGCGGAACUGCAAGAGCCUCUGGGAAGACUCGAAGAAGAUUCACGACUGCCACACCGAGCUCGAACAGCCAGCUUCCAGCCGAAGCUGGACCAGGUCGCCCUCGAUCAAGGCGAUGCGCGAUCAGAUGCACGAGACGAUCAUCCAUGGCUGUGCGCAUGGACUUCGCGAAGCUCGUUCCGGCCUGCUGAUGAGGAAGGCAUGGCGCAUAUGCUCGACAGACCCGGAGUUCGGCGCUAAGCUCGGCAGGGCGUGCUCCAACCGCCCUGGCAGGGGCGACAACCACACACACCGCCCCAUCGAGGACGGACAGGUGGUGGCCCAGACGGCCUUUUACCCACCAGCACUGUGUAAGGCUUGGGCGAAGCAUAUCCUGAAGACGAACACCAGCGCGAGGUACGGCAAGGAGAUCUUCACCAGCUUGGAACAGAUCCCAGAGGACGCUGAAGAGGAGAUGGAGGAGGCCCUCGACGAGGACCUCUUGCAGGAUAACCCCGAGGCCAUGGACGACGAGUCGGUCAUGAAGGGCCUGGGCAUCUCCGAGACACCGACCAAGAAGGAGGAGCUGGAGAUCGAGCAACGGCUGACGCGGCUCCACCGCAACCUCGGCCACCCGAGCAACAAGACACUGUACAAGAUCCUCAAGGCAUCGGGAGCACCUCUCCAGGUCCUACAAGCAGCUCUUCGCCACCAGUGUCACGCAUGCCAUGCGGGACAAUUACCAAAAGCCGUCAGGGUCGCCUCGGGCAUCGAGUUGCCAGGCGUCCUAGAGGUGCUGGCCUCCGACGGGCUCGAGUGGCUCUCGCCGAAGCAGGACUCUUUCCUGAUGACGUUGAACAUCGACGAGGGAUCCGGGCUCACCAGUGUCACCUAUCUUGGACAGAAGGGAGAGCGCAAUGGCAACAGAUCGACUCAGGAGGUGAUUUCAACAUGGAAUGACUGGUGCGGACAUUACCGCCGCCCCAGCCUUCUCCGUCUGGACCCCGAAGGUUGUCAUCGUUCACAAGCAGUGGCCAGGUGGUGUUCGGACCGCGGCAUCGAGCUGUGGAUCGCCCCGGGCGAGGCCCACUGGCUGAUGGGCAAGGUCGAGAGGCGCAUCCAGCUUUUCAAGCGACUGAUGACGAAGCUGGCAACGCUGGACCCCGACUGCCCGGUCGAGGAGUUGGUGUCCUGGGCCGUGAGCGCGAUCAACAGCGCGGACAAGGUCGGCAACCACUCCCCGUUCGAGCACGCGAUGGGCGUCUCUGGGAUGCCGGCCUCGAGCAACCCGUUCGCCAUCAUUGACGGGGACACCGGGGAGACUCAGGAGCAGAGGCGCCUCCUCGCGCGCAAAAGCUUCCUGGAAGUAGAGUAUGCUGAGCGUCGUCGACGCGCCGAGCAGGCUCGCAACCGGGUCUAUCAGACCUGGAAUCCGGGGGACCUCGUCUACUUCUGGCGCAAAGGGAAAGGCCUGGACCCUCGCCCUGGGAAGAAGGGCGGGUGGUACGGCCCUGCUCGUGUCCUUGCUCAGGAAAAACGACACGUGGACGGGCGCACCCGUCCUACCUCGGUCAUCUGGAUCUCCCACGGGAGCGUGCUCAUCAGGUGCGCCCCGGAGCAGCUGCGCGUCGCCUCGGAGGCAGAGAAGAUGAUCGUCGAAUUGCAGCGGCAGAGCAACCUUGGCAAGACCAUGACGGAGAUCUUGGAGACAGCCAAGGGCGGUACCUACGAAGACCUUCUCGGACAAAAUCCUCCAGACCUCCGAGAAUACGAGCCUCCACCGCAGCCGACGAUGGCGAUCCCCGCGACCGAGGGCCAGACUCUCGAGAACAACAGCGAGGCGGGACUCCCAUCAGGCGAGUCGAGACCUAGAUGGCGCAUGACACACCGCGGACCAGAGCUCGAUCUGCACGUACCGCCGGAGAAGCGACAGAGAGGCGCAGACGAGGAGAUGGCCGACGCGCUGUUCGACAGCAACCACCUGGUCAACCUCUUCAAGGACAAGUUGGACAUCACCCUAGGCAUCGACGAACAGCAGACCGUCUACUUCGAGUACUUGCAGGACGAGAAUACCACUCCAGACGGACGCCGAGGUUUGAUGAGCCACAUCCUGGACAGCUUCGUCGUCAACCAGCGCCGGAAGGACAAAGUGGAGCUGACCUGGUCCAAGAUGAACGCCACCGAGCGUGAGGAGUUCGAGGCAGCCAUCGCCAAGGAGACGAACAACUGGAUUCAGCAUCAGGGACUCCGCGCUGUCCCGAUAUCUCGGGUCAAGGACGCGGCGGACGUCAUCCGGGCAAGGUGGCUCUUCACCCGCAAAUCCGAUGGGAAGGCGAAGGCCCGGCUCGUCCUCCUCGGCUACCAGACGAAGGACCUAGGACAGGAGCCGACAGCCAGCCCCACCGCGUCUCGGCGCGCCCGUCACGUGAUGCUAACAGUGGCCGCCGCGAACCGCUGGAAAAUCAUCAAGGGCGACGUCACCUCCGCCUUUCUGCAGGCCCACGACCUCGACAAGGACCUCUUCAUCGAGCCAGACGCCGUCCUCAGAAAGGCCUUCCACGUGCAGGAAGGGGACAUCCUCCAGGUCGUGAAACCUGGAUAUGGGAUCGGCGAGGCGCCCCGGCACUGGUGGGAGACGGUCAAGCACGACUUUGCGAAACUUCGACUUCAAGCCUGCGAGUUGGAGCCCUGCCUCUGGAAAGCACGAUGUUCCAGGACGGGCAGGCUCAUUGGUAUGAUCAUGGCCCACGUCGACGACUUCAUCAUGGCAGGAGAUACCUCCCACCCUGAGUGGCAGGACAUGGUCAAGCAGAUCCGAGGGCUCUACAAGUGGGGCACCUGGGAGGACAUGAAUGACGGGCUCACCUCUCUCGAACAGCGCGGCGUCACCAUCGAGGAGAGCGAGCAGGGCUUCUUCCUCCACCAGAAGUCGUAUAUCGACAAGAUCAAGGAGGUCAAGGCGGCCAGCGGCAGUAAGCAUCGGACCACCGACAGCCUCAAGGACUCUGACAAGACGGUGCUCAGGGCGUUCUGCGGCGAGAUCUACUGGCUUGGCGUGAAUGCCAUGCCAUUUCUCUUAUCGUGGGUAGCCGACCUCCAGAUGAAGAUACCAGCAGGUACUCACAACCUCUUCACGGCCGCUAACAACAUCGUCAAGCUCGUCAAGCAGAGCCGCCACAUGGGGAUCAGGAUCUACCGGCACGCCCUGGACGACCUCGCCAUCUUCACCUGGUGUGACGCAGCCUGGGCCAGCCGCCCGGAUGGACACUCCCAGGGUGGUCAUAUCACCGCUAUCUCCUCCAAGGCGGCCAUGGACGGGAAGCUCUCCGAGUUCACGGUCCUCGACUGGGGCUCCAAGAAGCUGCGCCGCGUGGCUCGGUCAAGCCUGGCGGCGGAGGUGCAGGAAGCCGGCGACGCCGAAGGCGAACAGAGCAUG